Molecule: messenger RNA, 10507 nt
Organism: Cherax quadricarinatus
Lineage: Eukaryota; Metazoa; Arthropoda; Malacostraca; Decapoda; Parastacidae
Source: RefSeq, a predicted model, not a curated record
GCUUUGGUGGUGGUGUGUGUGUCUUACUCUCGCCUCAGAUCGGUGACAAAUUCCUCUCGUUCUCUUUGGGACGCUUAUCAUCUUAUUCUACCUGCUGAACACUUUACAGGACCACCAUUCAUCACCUCCAUUUUUCCGCUCUUGGGAUAUUUCAUUAACGGUUUUGAUGGGGAUCCUGUUACUAGAUUCAGGCUGAGGUGUGGGUGUCCCGCUCUGCUGGAGCUUGGCACCAGGAAUCCAACUGGCCUACUUGGGAACUUCUAAUUUCUGGUUAUAUUUGCAAAGGAAACUUUUGUACCCUUUAAUUGCUAUAUAUUUUCCCCCAACACCGGGGAGCUCAAUCAGGGUUCGAUACUCUGUAAGCUGUCAGUGGCCUUUUCAAACCCAACAAGAAGAAUAAUAAGGUCAAUGUAAGGGUGGAGGCUCGUGGCUGGAGUCAUUGUUAUUCCCUAUAUUGUUAUUCUUACAAAUAAUGUGCAGCGAUGGUGGAUGUUUUACCCAAGUUGCAGAAAGUAGGUGAUCCCUGGACCAGCACUCCAUCCAGAUACUAUGGUCCCCAAAAUGCUCAAACUCGUGCAGGCAAUGGCUACAUUGAUCACAAUGAUGGCGUUAAUUCCUCCAGGCGGAAUUAUGGGAAUGGUCAUGGGACAAAAAGAGGAGGUACAAGAAACCGGGUCAAAUCUUAUAAUAGCUGGGGGAGAAGCCAGAGUCAAAUGUCAGCCACUUCACGAUAUGUUUCAGCACCAAGACCAACAAAGUACACAAGAAGGACAUGGGACCAGGCUGCAAGUGCUCUUCAUCAAAUUAGACUUGGAGAACGCUUGGCAGAAUUUAAGUGCAGUCCUAUUUUCCAUCCUCAGCCUUUGUGUCGCCCCUUUCAUGGCCGAGCUUGUGCGUGUAUGCCCUUCAGCAUGAAUGGUCUUAUUGAUGAAACCACCACCAACCUGGGUCUUCAAAAUCUUCUUCAUGUAUCUACUAGCAACUCUGACCGGUACUAUCUAACUCGAAAAUGCUGCUAUGUCUUCCACUGUUUGAACCUUCGUACCAGAUUCAAUUAUCCGAAUAUACCAAACAAGAUGAUCAUUCGUGAUGAACGGGUAACUUCAGCAAUGGAGCAAGUGGUGACAGAGGAGAUGGAAAAUAAUGGACUAGCAACAGAUGACCAGAAGGCUUAUUCAUCCCUGAUAGCCAAACACACUAAGAGAGCUCACAAAUUGCUUAAUGAUAUGAAGGCUGCUAUAUCCAGUACAUUGAUAAGAUUAACAGGUUAUGUAUUGUUCAAAGUGUUCAGCAAUCUUCUGAUGUCAGUAACCAUACAUGGAGGUCAGCAAGAAGUGAUUGAGAGAGCAGCAAAAAGAGAUACUCCCAUUAUCUUCGUUCCAUUGCACCGUUCACAUGUUGACUACUUGUUUGUUACCUGGGUACUUUUCAACCGGCAGAUCCCAGCGCCUGUUGUUGCUGCGGGGGAUAAUCUACGCAUUCCUGUCUUUGGGGUUCCGGAAUCAUUUUGGGGAGCAGUUAGAGCUAUAAUUAAAGUGCUCUCUACAAACUAUGGUCAUGCAAGGAUUGAUUUUGGACAGCCUUUUAGCCUUCGGGAGUUUGUCAAGAAUGCCAAGGGUGUUGCAUCCCGCCUUGGUUUAAAUCAGCCUCAAAAUCAGCCACAAAGUGAAAUAAUACUGGGAUGCACACCACCCCUCUCCCCCACCCCAAUCAAUGUUAACUCUUCACCAGUUGCUAGUGACUUGAAACCACUAGCACCACUUCCUCAAGAUGUAACUACUACUACUCUAGUCACAGGAAAGGGCCACCAGCGUUCUUUAUCCAGUCCAGCAUCCAGUGAUCAUCUACGACUGAAGAGAACUUUAUCUAAUCCAUCCAGUGCUAUCAAUGCCAUAAGUAGAACUAAUUCUAACCUACAUGAAGCAAGAAGUAAUUCCUCCCUUUUUGGAAAUGACGUUACAGAUGAAUAUAGAUAUCUUGUCAAGUCAUUAGCAUCUCAUAUUGUUUAUGAUGCUGAGCGAUGUCAAGCUAUCAUGUCAACAAAUGCUAUAGCUUGGUUGUUAUCAUUUGUGUACCGUAAUGGAACAAGCUUAUUUACUCUCACUAAAGCACUCGAUGCCCUUAGAGAUUCUCUGAGAACCCGAAAGCGGGAUACAGGAUUUUCUGGCAAAUCCAAAGAUGUUGUUAUUCAUGCUGUUAAACUACUUGGAGCUGGACUGGUUAGAGUAGAAAAGCCUCAGGAAACUGACAAGCUUAGGUGUGAAGAAACUGAUGUCUUAAUUGCACCAAUCACCCUCCUGCCAAAUGUUAUUGAACUCAACUAUUAUGCUAGUGCUCUUACUCCCGUCUUUGCUGUUGAUGCUAUUGUUGCCACCAGUUUACUGUCAUUACUCGACUGUGAUUUGUGGAGCUACAAGGACUGUUCACUUGAUAUCUUAAUAGACAGAGAAAAGUUAAUCAAGCGAGCUCUACGCCUUUCUGAGAUGCUACAGAAUGAGUUCCUGCUGGCCCCACCGUGUGCCAGCCUGGACACUAAACUCCAUGAGUCUGUCGACAGUCUUGUUGACAUGGGUCUUCUACAAAAUGCUGGGAGCAUACACAACAGAUGGUCAGAUGACUCUGAUGAGGAUGACCUGACCUUCUCCCUGUGUUACAAGAUGGUACCAUCCACAUCCUCACUAGAAGUCAUAGGAGCAUGGACAACCAUGCUUGCUCCCAUAUUGGAUGCUUACUACUGCACAGCAUGCAACCUACACACACUGAUCACCAGACAAACACCUGAUAAGGUGUUUAUUCAGAAUACUCAAAAUCAUAUUGCAGCUCUUGUGGACAAAGGCACUCUGAGAUACGGUGAAAGUAUGUGUGUAGAGCCAAUAAGAAAUGCUGUAAAGUUUUUUGAAACAGAAGGAGUAAUGGAAAGCUAUACACAGGACAGUGUACGGCUCUUGUAUCUUGCAAAUGAGUAUGACUCUGAAGACCGCCUUUCAGCCUUUAUUGCUGAAAUUGAUUGUUACAGAUCGUGAAUUGAUUUUUCAUCAUAAAGAAUACAGUUCUCUUGAAUGCCAGUCUCAUUGAGGAAUAUCAAUAUGACAUUGAGAAUAUUUUUGUUAAUGCUAUUUCAAAUUAUUAAGCAGCUUUUAGCUGGGAAACUGCAUCUACCUUCUGCCAUCCAAACAUUAAAUUUAAUAUCUUUAAAUUGUGUCUGUUUUGGGAGUUUAUGAAGCUAAACAUUAAAAUGUGGCCAUUAAUGGAAUCACCCAAGAUGUGGAUUACUUGGGUUUAAUACUCUAUUUUGAUGUGUGAUAAAAAAAAAAAGAGCUUAUCAAAAGUAGAUCAGUAUUAAGUGACAUUUAUUCAAAAUUGGUAAAGAUGGUCCUGUUCCAAAGUGCUCACCUUGAAUUUUCAGCUACCAUCAGGUUUGCAAAUAUUGGUUCACAUGAAUGAAACUUCAGCCAACCAACAAAUAUGGAAAUGGGGGCUUUGUGGGAGUUAGGCAUAAUUUGUUUCUGUUGUAUGUAAUGGUUGUGCCAUUAAGCUUGCAUUUGAAAAGCCUCCAUAGUAUUGUAACCUAAUACUACUUUAGGAAUUGUUCCAGGAAGCAGUACACUCAAAAGAAAGUGUAUUGUAAUGAGUGCUGAGCACUUAAUUGUAAUUAUUAAAGGUGUCAAACAAGUUACUUUUUAUUAUGAAGAAAUCCUUACACAGCAUUGGAGUAGUGUUUGCAACACUUGGAAACUUUCUAAAGGAACUUUGCAAUAUAUUUUUGACCGUAAGUAAAGGAGUUUAUUUUCAGACUAAAAAUCUUAUUUUUUACCUAAACCCAUUCAAAAGUAGACUUGACUUUCUUAAUAUUCAUGAAGUCAUCAUCACUGACCUCUGAAUAUUUUCAGUGAAUAUCAAGCUGUAAUAUUACAGUCUGCAAAUAUUGUGGAAUGAAUACUGGUACAGUAGAGUAUGAGCCACUUCAGCUAAAACACUGGCACCUGAAACCUAUUCAUCUUAAUGAUGGUUAUCUUACAGAUUGACCUGUUAAAUUCAUGGGAAAAAAAUUUAAUUUGUACCUAGCUGCAAAUAAAAAAAAAAAAAAUCAUCAUGCCUGCUAGUGUUUAAAACAUUUCUCAUAACAAUCAUCAUUUUAUAUAAAUAGCCCAUCGAUGCCUAAUGCAUGCAUUUGACAGCUCACCUGUAGAUUUUUGUGGUGAGUCACUAUUACUUGCCUUUUGUCAAAUAUUAUUUUGUUUGGUAUGUAAUGUUUAACGAAGUCCAUAACGCCACAUAGGACCGAGAUUGUAUUAGACAAACAUUCGAUAUAAUGUCGAUGUUCUAUUAAGAAAGCUCAUGUAGCAAAACUGUUAAUUAGAUUCUGUACCAUACAUGGUACCGCAUUCUGUUUACAGACUCGUUCACACUUAAUGCUACUGCAUGAGUUGCUUAAACUGUUUUAUGUACAUUCAGACCAUUGUCUCAUGUGAUGCACAUUUUCUCUUAGGGUUUCUGCUGUAACAGAGCAUUAUCACAAAUGCAGCCAAUGAGAGUUUUAAAGUGUAAAAUGUGAAAGCAUAUUUUUCAAAUGAGAUAAAAUUACCAAUGAAAUUUUUUAUGCAUGUAAGAAACUUGUUCCUUUGGUAUGCAAGUAUUGAUGUCAUCAUUUUUAUAAGUUUAUUUAAAGUUUUUAAAUAUGUUAAUUAUUAAAAAUUGUGAAAAGUAACAUAAUUUAAUGACUUAACCAUUUAUAAUCAGAUGUGAGAAAAUAAAAUUUUAAAUUAUUUUAAAGUACAAUAUGGAUAUUGAGUGGUACUGUGUAAUGAAACAUAAAGUGCAAUGCAUUGAAUAGUACUCUUGAUUUUUUUUUUAAAUUCCUUAGAGAAUAAUUUUAUAUCUAUCAGUCAUGGAAAUAGCGUGGCAAUUUUGGAGGUAAGAAGUCUUUACAGUAAUUACUGCUGAGAAUAUAUAGGAGAACUCUAUCUCCCAAAUCACCCAAGUGCUCAGUUGGAUCUAAAAUGAUUUAUUUUACAAAAAACAAGAGGUACAGAAUGUGUUGAUUGUGAAUCAAAUUAUUCUUGCAUCCAAACAUGAGGCCUGUUGUAUUUUUGCAGCAAUUAAAAUAAAAUCAGCAUGUUAUGAUCAUUGUAUCUGUGCAACUGCCCUGCUGACCAGUAGAACAUACAUUGGUUUUAACACACUAAUCAGAGUGUAGUUUUGUUUAGAAAUUCACCAUAUGUUUGAUAUUUUUAUGUGCAAGCAAAUAGCAAAGAUUAUUUUUCUUGAAAGAAUCUUUAUUUUAUGGGUAAAUAAGGACUGCUUAAGUAUUUUUUUUUCUUAAUUUAAAUUAGUGAUACUAAUCACGGGAAGCGCUAGACCCGUAGGGAUUAUACAGAAAUUAGCGAUAGAGUAUCCUAAACAAAAUUACUAUAGUAAAUGCAGUUUUGAGAUAUACACAUAAGCAGGUGUGGUGUACUAGUAGGUUUGCCUUGUUGUGUUAGUGGCAUUGUACCAAUAGUUGUCCUAUUGAUACUGUAGUUGGUAGAUGGUGCUACAUGUCGACUGGUUUAAUUGGCCCUUGGUAUAAUGUGCCAUGUAAUUCUCAUUUGACACACCAUUCAAAAUGUUCCUGGUACCGCUGCAUGAGUUAAGAGAUUGUGCUGACAGCAGACCCACUGUUUAUAAAGUGCCAUUGACUGAUGGCACAUAAUACAUUUACUAGCAAAUAGUGAUAAAACACUGGCACCAAUGUGCAAAGCUAUUAGUUAUUAAAAUAAUCUCCUUACAACUUAAUUUGCACUGUUGCUCAUGUUUACUUUAAAUACAUAACUUGUUUACAAUUCUACCCAAUAAAUCAGAUCCAGAGAAUUUAUAAUUUUUAAUUAGGUGAUUUAUUUUUAAACCUAUACUCUUUGAAGCAUGUCUUUUAUUAGAUAAAUAUGACAUACAGUAUACUGUAUUCCCUUUAUAAUCACCAUAUGAUAAGGGUAUAUAAUGGUGCUAAAACUGGUUGUAUAAAACUGAGGGUGUGACAUAGGCAUAAGCUAACUAAGCUACAGCUUAUGAUAUAAGGGGCCUCAAAAAUUUUUGCUCCCUUCCCAUAUACUUACUGUUACCUGUUUUGACUUUAAAAGUUUUGGGGCCACACUUGUCUUACUCAUGGGUAUUUCAUGGAGAGGCACCCUGUUCCUCUCUGUGAGCAGUGUCAAGUUUCAGUAUCGAUUAGCCACAUUCUGUUAGACUGCCCUCUCUAUCAACGAGCACGCAGAAUUUACCUCCGUCGUCGUCUCCGCUCUACUACUCUCUCUUUACCUUCCCUUCUUGCUGAUGGACCCUCCUUUAAUCUUGACUCUCUUAUUGACUUCUUGACAAUGACUGAUUUACUCCACAAACUCUGAUGAUGAUACCUUUCGCACUUCCCUAAGCCCUUUCUACCUCAAUCUCUUGCUGCCCUCUACCCUUUCACCAUCCACACCGCUGUUAUUUGUAACCUAUUACUCAUCCAUCACCCUUUUGCACCUGAUACCCUCGCUUCCUUCCUGCCCUGCAGCGCUGUAUAGCCCUUGUGGCUUAGCGCUUCUUUUUGAUUAUAAUAAUUUAACUUUACAUAGAUUAGCGCCUCAGAAAGCCAAACUCCAGCUCUAAAAAUUACGGUUCCAGUCUUGAGUUUUUUUUUACCCUCUAAGUCAUGUUCAGUCUUUUUGUAUCAUUUUCUUUACAUAACUGAUCUUGAGUAUGAGAGAUAUAAGAUACUUUCAAGUUACAAUAUAAAGACAAAGGUAGAAUGGACACUUUAUUAAGACAAUAUUGUGCUUAGCUUUUUCAAGUCUGUAAUGCUUACAUGGGAAACUUGGGGAUGUAUAGAUGGAGUGGGGAUGUAGCCACAGCUGACCUGAGCAUAUGAACAACUGCAAAAGUCAAGUCAGGGAGGUUUGCAAAAGGGAUUUGUAUCUAUGAUAGUAUAGUGUCCAUAGCAAAGAACAAAGCUGAUACUUUUCUUCCAUUGGCUGUUGGAAUAAAGUUGUGACAUUUUGGUUAAUCCUCUGAAGACCAUAAGCAUUAGUAACAGUAUUGUAAUUUUUUUCAGUUGUCUUCUUGUUUGGAAAUCUCUUACUAAUUGUUUGGUUGUGUAGGUGUUCCUGGGAGCAAGAGGUUGACUUAGAGAUCCAGACCACCUGCAUAUUCCCAUGUACUUACAACAGACUUGAAAAAGCUUGAUCUCCAAGCAAAAGUUUGGCUUAAUAAGGCAUUCAUUGUGACUUCUUUUAUAACUGACUGUAAUUCAUUAAUUUACUGUUGGGGUUGGGUGUAUGAGACAAAACAUUAUGCAUUAUGACUCCUUAGUUAUGGCAGGACAUAGAUGUACAGUACAAUUGUUUUGUAAAAAAGUCAUUAAAUACUGUUUAUUACUUAAAGUAUCUCAUAGUUGUGGUUAUUAUUAUUAUUUAUUGUAAUUAUUUAUAAAAAAGUGCUAAAUAUGUAUAGGUUUAUAACACUACAUUCAGUGAAUGAAUUUGCUGAGUGUGAAAGUGCAUGUGAGAGAGAGAGAGCAUUUGUCAGAGGCACAAUAUUUAUUCUUGUUAUUUUUUAACUACAACGAUCUUUCACCAGAAAAAAAAAUCACAUUCACCACAUUCAUUCAAUAGCUGUCUUGCCAGGUGUGUGAAAACAUUACACUUCCAAUGACCAUCUGAACUGCAGCAUCCCCACAGUAAAAAAAUUCACUAAAUACAUUUAUAUAGAUGGCAUAUACUUUACUGUAUAUUUUUGAAGGUGGGAAUGGUAUGUGACUUGACCCACUGUCCCUAAAGAGGAGGGACAAGAGAUGCUACUGCUGAUCCUCAAAAGAGCUCAAACCAAAUUCCUUCAGUCAUUUGCAGUCAGCCAUGCCCUUGAUCACUUUUACAAAACUGUCAGGACAAUUUGGGUGCACAGUAACUUCUGAUUAUGUGAUGCUUCAUUUGUUUCUGUGCAAAAUGAAAUGUCUCGCAACUGGUAAUAUAACAACAUAAAGAAAAUGCUUUAUCUGGGAAUCAAACAACCAUCAACAUAAAUGCAGCAAAGAUGAUGUUACUAUAUGUUAAUCUUAAAAUUGGUUCAAAAUGGGUGUCUCAUUUACCUGAUAGAUCCAUAUUAUAAAAUUCGUGAUAGUGUGAAAUUUCAGUUUGUAGUGAAAGGAAUAAAGGGAUGUAAUAAACAACCAUUCACAUUUUCUUUUUCUUUUUUUUCUCUCUUUUUUUUUUUUUCUUGCAUGCACAUACUGGUAACACACACAGAACAGGCCAAGUGUUUAACAAGUGCCUUUAGCAACUGGUGACAACAAGAACAUGUUUCUACCAAGUCACAAGCAUGCUGAACAAGUUUAGCUACGAUCCUGAGUAGACUUGUUAGAAUUAAUUUGUAUAGGUAUCCAGUAGUAUAAAAUUAUAAUAUACUGUGUACUUGAUGGUGGCACUGUGCAAUGAAAUUGAUUUGACUGUGGGGCUAAACAGCAACUACUGAGCUGAACAUGAUGCAUUCCCACAGAGCUCAGUGUUUAACCAAGAGUAAUCUGAAAGAACCCCAAAAUUUAUGAGGAAGUAUUAUAGUUGUGCAAUGUGAAAAAGAAAAAGGCUGGAUGAGUAAAAUGUGGGUCUAAAUACUGUAUUUUAAAUAUAAGUAAGUCAAAAUUUAAAAAAUUUUGAGGCUCUAUGAUGUGUUGGCAGAAGUAAUAUACCAUGUGCAUUUAUUACUGUACAGUACAUGUAAUUAAAAAAAAAUUUGUUGCAGCUACUAUAGUUCUCCUUUUUGGAACUUUGUUGUAUACAGUACAUAAUAAAAUCAACUUAAAAUCUGUUUAGUAAAAUUAUAUUUUGUUCAUUCAGGUAUGGAAUAUGAGUUAGCCUACACUAAAAAUCAAUAUGAAUUAUUUUCUUUAUUUCAAAUUUUUAUUGUUUAAAGGCAAGUGCCAGCAUGACAUUUUCAACCUUAAAUAAUUGCAGUUUUACACCAUUACCAUUCCUUUUUUUAGGUAAUACUUGUAAUGUUUUGAGUGUUGCUGAGAGUGGAUGUAUUUGUUUGUGCAAAUGGUAAAUAUUGAGUCUAGCCAGCUGAGUGCAUUUGUAAAAUAAAAAAAAAUUGACUUUGGUAUCAUCGGUUCACCCAUUGUAUUUUAUAUUCUUAUUUUAUAUUCUUGUAGACCUUUUAUAAAGGUUUGUGAAUUAUUUAGGGACUUGUACUCUUAGCAUUUCUGCAGUAAGUAGGAUUCUGGCUAGGAAUAUGUGAUAAUACCAGGAAGAAAUUGCCUAAAAUAUAGAAGAUCUGUCUUAGGAUAGUAGAAUUUCUUUUGUAUGAUCUUUUCCACUUGUAACACACACACUGUUUUAUUUGCACAUGUAUUUAAAAUACCUUAUGUAAUCUUGCUGCUUUUACUGUAACAGGACAGAAUAAAAAUGUACUAAAGCACCAAAGUAGUUUAUUCAGAGAUACCAUUCUUGAGUGUGAUACAAGUUUUUGGGCUAAUAAUAAAGAUGUGCAUUACUUUUGUGCCUGUACUGGAGUAAUGCAGUACAAUACAUAUCUUCAGUAACCUCAAGUGUAUCUAUACUCAUUCUUAGAAAUUUUUUUGUUCUGCAUGACUUGUAGAGAAAGUCUUAUCAGAUGGGCAAAAGCUAUCUUGGUACUUUAUGGUGUGUUAUGUUAUAUGCAUAGGUGCAAUUCAAAUUCAAGUGUGUUGAUCCUAUAGUCACACAUUUAAUAAAGUCUUUGAUGUUAUAAAUAUAAAAUCAAAGCUGUAACAUGAAAUAAGGCAACUGCAGUGUUCUCUUCAAUCUUUGAUUAGAUGAAUAAUUCCAAGCAUAUAGCUGCUUGAUUACACGUCAUGUAUAGUAUGCUUGUCAUACCGGGUGUUUCAGGGAGCUGCUCAGUGUUUGUUUUUCUAUAUUUUAUUUACUUUUCUAUUGUAAUAAAUAAUAGUAUCAGGAUCUAGUCAGCUUUUCUGUGAAUGCAGGAGAAACUUUACUAACAAUGGAUAGUUAUUGUCAUAAUGUUAGCCAUUCAUUGGUGGUGCAUUUGUUACAGAGUCGUCCAUUAGUAGUGUACAUCAAUAAACUCAAUAUUGGGAAGUGUUGUUAACAGAUCCAGGCUAAAAGCUUUUGUUAUUCACUCAAGUUUUGAAUCUUGGCUGGUAUCUCCAAGUUCAUUAAAAUUUACUAAAAAUUUGUAUUAUCAUGCAUACAAUUUUGACUUGAUAUUGGAAUAUAAACAUUUAUAAAGGAAUGUUUAUGUGCAUAAGCUGAUACCAGUACUGUAAUGAAAGUCAGCAUUAAUCAAUCUUAUUUCUAAUGAUACUUCACAAAGCCUGGAAAUGCAAUCAUAAUGAAUAUAGAUAUGUACAUAGCAUUUGAUAUUUAUUCACUGUUGCUACCUAGAAUGUAUGUAAGAUUCUGUUCAUUUAUGGCAAAGAAUUAAUAUUUUUAGUUGCUACCAAUGUUAGAUGAAUUGUAAUAUAACAUUGGCAGUAUUUGUAAUAAACCUUUGAAAAUUC